This is a messenger RNA of Neogale vison (American mink), 1593 nucleotides long. RefSeq names its product spexin hormone (gene SPX). The coding region runs from base 86 to 436 and encodes 116 amino acids. Gene Ontology annotation, cellular component: cytoplasm. Gene Ontology annotation, molecular function: neuropeptide hormone activity. The record is from RefSeq and is a predicted model, not a curated record. Gene Ontology annotation, biological process: positive regulation of gastro-intestinal system smooth muscle contraction. The transcript is spliced from 6 exons. Lineage: Eukaryota; Metazoa; Chordata; Mammalia; Carnivora; Mustelidae.
GAUUUAAAAGCCCCAGUCUCAGAACAAGAUUAGAAAACUGGUAGGUAAAGUUACAGUUAUUGCAGUUUCUGGAAAGGAGCUGAACAUGAAGAGACUCAAAAGUCUGGUGGCAACAACCUUGGCUCUUUUAUUAGUGUUUUCUUUCUUGGGAAAUUCCAGGAGUGCGCCACAGGGACUCUUUGAGAGACGGAACUGGACUCCUCAAUCUAUGCUCUAUCUGAAGGGUGCACAGGGGCGUCGCUUCAUCUCGGACCAGAGCCGGAAGAAGGACCUCUCCGACCGCCCGCCGCCGGAAAGACGCAGCCCAAAUCCCCAGCUACUAACUCUUGGAGAGGCAGCAGCUCUGCUCUUGGCUUCCUUGCAGAAACCACAAGAAGCUGGAGAAGAAAACUUUGAUCAAACCAGAGUCCUAGAAGACAGUCUACUAAACUGGUGAAAGUAGACCAAGUUAUAUUUAAAUACAGUUCCAUUCUUGUUGAAAAUAUGAACCAUGUAAAUAAAGCCCUUGGACCCUUUUUACUUCAGUUGUAAUGUUAGGAACAUGCAUAACCAAUUUUAUCCUUUCCAGAAGCAAAAGAAUGUAGGGUUCUUAGCUGGAAACAUCAUGGCCUUCUUUCAGGGCUUCAGGUCCUGUUAGGUCACCAUGUAUCUUACUCCCAUUUGUUAAUUAUAAGACUGGAGACUCUUUAGAAUGUGUUUUCUAUUUGUUACAAGUAUCUGCCUUGAUCUAGUGAGUCUUAAUUGUUGGAUUUUGCAUUCCUUUACCCUUGCAUUGUCCUGCACUCAGUGCAAAUCUCCCUCUCUUUUUCUGCCUCCCCCCACCCCCCCAGUCUCCAUGGGGGUUGAGGGGAAAAGCAAGGCUGGAGGGGAAAGAGCAGAGUGUAUUCUCUUAGUUCAUUUUAGAGUAAGUUGUUAAGAAGGGAAGGGGAAGGGAGGUGACUGGGGAGAAGCCCGUGAUAAGAACACUUCACUGUAGUUGCUGAAAGUAGGGGGAGGGGGGAACCUGUUAGGCCAGUAGAAGGUUCCGUAGUGGGGAUCUCCCCUUUGUGCUCUUUGGGGAUCUCCCUGAAUUCAGGGAGUUACUGGGAAAUAAGCAGAUGGAGACUCACUCUGCUUCUGGGUACAUUGCAUAAAAGAAACAAACCAGUUUUUCAGAGGUAACUCUUGUUCCACAGCUAAACGGACUCAAAGACUCUGCUUCUUGUAAUUGACUAGAAGUCUAGGCUUUAUUUUACAUUAAAACAUUAUAUAAAGGCACCCUGAUAACAUCAGUACACAGUGAUAUGCCUCAUCUGCUCCUUCUGAAAACUUUUAAAACUAUCUGAAAACACACACACACACACACACACACACGUCCACAGUGAGCAUAAUAACCCAUUUAUUUGGAGUUACAAUAUGAUCAACAUGUUAAUUUUUUGACCUAAUUAGUUGAAAGUUGUUAUUGAUAAAUGUCAUAAGUGGUAAGUAUUGUUAAUUCUUAUUGUUAUCAGUAUAUAGCUAUUAUUCAGUAGCUAAAGGAUAUCUUUAUGUGAAUGGAUCUGUACCUGGGAAUUACAAUUUCACUAUGUUAUGAAGUCAAAACCCUGCUUAUAA